UUGUGCGAAAAAUUAAAAAAUUCACGAUUUUAGUUGCCGCAACCGUUAUGCUACAACCAUUACAUUCCACAAUCACGUCAACGCUACCUGUACCGUUACAGUAACCGUCACCAUUAUUUAAAUCUUUGGCCAUGGCGAUAUAGGAAAUAUUUUCCUGGUGAAGUUUUGAAUUUUGAAGUUUGCAGUUUAAGAGACGCCAAUAUUAAUAGCAGCAAAGAAUGGUAUCAAUGAACUAGAUCGUAUCCUCGUCGAUUUUCCUGAGGCCAUACAUGAUGUGAACCCAGAAGGAAAGAAUUUGGUGCUCUUGGCAGUGGAAAAUAGGCAACCUCAUAUCUACAAAACGUUGCGAGCAAAAAAAAAUUUCACUGAUAGUCUGUUGUGCUGCGUCGACAAUGAAGGAAACAAUGCAUUGCAUUAUGCUGCAAUGCUCAAAACCUAUCAGUCAUGGGUUGCUCCAGAUGCUGUGCUUCAAAUGCAAUGGGAAAUCAAGUGGUACCUGUUUAUUAAGGAAACUAUACCAAAGCAGUUAUCGGCUAGCGAAAACAACAAAGGCAAGACCCCGGAAGAGAUAUUCAUGAAGACACAUAGUGAACUUGUGGAUUUGGACACAAAUUGGCUAAUGAAAACCUCAGACUCAUGCACCCUCGUUGCAACACUGAUCGCAACAGUCGCCUUUGCCACUUCAGCCAGCGUCCCCGGUGGCGUUGAAGGAAGGAAUGGGGAACCAGUUCUCAGACAACAGGGCAUGUUUGAGGUCUUCGCCAUCGCAUCACUCGUGGCUCUCUGCUUUUCAUGCAUAUCUGCAAUCAUGUUCCUCUCCAUUCUCACCUCUCGACACCAAACCAUGGAUUUUGGUACCGACUUGCCCAGGAAGCUCCUGAUUGGUUUAACCGCCCUCUUCAUAUCAAUAGCUUCCAUGCUUGCAUCUUUUUGCGGCGGACAUUUCUUCAUCGUCAAAGACAUAAUGAGAGGCGCAAGUAUUGCUGAAUAUUUUGUCGUACUUGUACCUGUGGGAUUUUUCUUGGGCGCGCAGUUUCCACUCUACUUUAAGCUGAUGUUAGCUACAUUUACCAAGGUCCCUGAGCGUGGCUUCAUGCUAGCUUCCAAGAUCCAAGGGGGAGAGGCGCCAGGUCAAAAGAAGAAAAAACCCAAAAAAAAAGGGCGAGAGGCACCAAAACCAGAAGGACAAACUUCCCUUAACUCCACUCCUACCAGCUCCACACCAGCACCAGUAGUCCCACCUUUAGCACAUCCAUCGAACCCACGUCCUAUGUCAUCAAACUCUGUUCCAGAUCAAGUACUCCCAGCUUGAACACCACAAGCAAACCCAAGUUCUACCUCGAACCCGAGCCCGCAGCAGGUUGCUGAUUCCAUGUGUGUCUUUGUUGUGUGUGUGUUUUCUCUUCUUGUGUCCCGACUUCUUUCCUUGAGUUUGAUGAUGAUCAUGAAUAAACUUUGGAGUGAUUUUUAAUUCAGUACUUUAACAAGUGACCAAGGUAUAUGUAUGUCUCGUCGUCUUAAUUGGUCUGGCUAGUGAGUUGUUCUACUCCCUGUUUGCUUGUUUGGUUUGUAAUAAUGAAAAACUUUUCAUGAAAAUAAUCAUGAAAGUUUCGUGACCCUUCAAUUACAUUUAAAAUAAAGCACCACACACUAAUCAAGGUAAUUCAAGAAUCAUAAAUUUUUCAUGAUCAUUUUCAUGACAAAAUUUUCAUGAUUCCUAACUUUUCUCUUGUACCAAUAAUGCUGGUGCUCGGUCAGUCACAUCACAUCUUCUUC
Camellia sinensis is the source of this 1776-nucleotide messenger RNA. Lineage: Eukaryota; Viridiplantae; Streptophyta; Magnoliopsida; Ericales; Theaceae. The record is from RefSeq and is a predicted model, not a curated record.